UUCUAGCACCGAUAGACCGGAAUAAUGGCGAUACUGCCGUUAUCUGCCCGGUACUAUACAGACAUGUUUUUGGAUGCACGUUUACCUGGAAUCCUGACUAUGAGAGAGUCGAGAAAAGCGAGCACGAUAUUCUGCAACGAUGCAAGGAAGACUAUGAGAAAGUAGGUAUGACAGCGGUGGGAAAAUGGAGGAACGAGGGGAAACUAGGUAAGGCGUACAUCAUCCCGAAGGAUAAAGACCUCCAACGAUGGAGGCCUAUCGCUCCGGCCUGUGAUGACCCGGCUAGGUUGGGACAGCGUCGGUGUGCCAGGGCACUACACUGCUUAAUCACACGAUAUGACAAGCGUUUGAAUUUUCAUCUGGCAUCAACUAUCCAGCUGAAAGAAGAAGCGCUACGAGCCGACACGGAGUUUGGAGAACAAGGAUGCAGUUUGGCGAUAGGAAGAUGCUAUGACAUCAAGGAGAUGUUCUCCUCGAUUCCACAUGAUGCCGUGAGAAGUGCGGUGUUUGAACUCAUCCGAGAUUUUGAGAACAAGAAUUGGUGUCAAGUAAAGGUCGCAGUAAGAGGAAGACUGAUUGUUUUGUCGAAGACUGACCGGAAGGAAGUCGGAUAUGUAAAAGUAGGUAUGAACACUAUUUUCAAGAUGGUCAACUACGACUUAUCACAUGCGUACAUGAGGUGCGGAGAGACGAUCAGGCGACAGAUCGUAGGAAUACCUAUGGGAAAGACGAUGAGCCCGAUACUCGCUACGGUCACAUGUGCCAUGGAUGAGACGAAGUUCCUAAAAUCACUAGGAGCGGACAAGAGACUUGUGAAGGGCUGGAGAAUGGUGGAUGACGUGUCCAUAGUCGUGGGAUGCAACAAGGAAGGGGGAGCGUGGACAAGAGCACACGACAACCUGGACGCAUUCGAAGCUGCGUACGAUCCGCGCCUGAAGUUGGUACGCAAGGAUGAUGGGAGCAAUACGUGGCAGUUCGUUGGAGGGCGAAUGUACAUCAUGGCAGAUCCGGUCCAGGUACAUUUCGUUCAAGAUAUCAAGAAUGCAGACUGCAUAAGGCAAGACGGUAUGCUCCGGUACCAGUCACUACAAGAUUUCGUGAGUUAUUCAGAAAAAAAGAUGAAGAAGGCGGUUAUGACCGCGAACCUAAAGAGGAUCUGGAACUCCUCUACAUCUCCUGCUCUCACGGCAAGCACUAUUGCUUAUGCGCUACUGGAGAGCGACCUCCGAGGCUACCCCUCAGAGGUCUCUCUCGGCGCCUUGGCUAAGCUUGCCAAGGUUACGGGAGAAUCUAUUCUGGUCAACCUGAGAUUAUAUUGGCUAUCUUGCCAUAAGAUUCUGAGGAGACUCGAUCCGUGGAACUUCCUGCGAAACAGUUACGGGCUGACGAGCUGGGACACGGAACAGCGACUCGGGAUUUUCACAGGCUGCAACUUCUCGAAGUAGAGCAUUUCGACGAACAUGUGUGCCUUUAUCUGACGACUUGAGACAUAAAAUUUUUCCGGA
Molecule: messenger RNA, 1505 nt
Organism: Chara braunii
Lineage: Eukaryota; Viridiplantae; Streptophyta; Charophyceae; Charales; Characeae
Source: the annotation of a GenBank genome assembly